UCUCCUCGAAUGGUCCACGCAAAUUCGACGGCAUCUUCAACUCCCAACGACUCUCGAAGACGAACGCACUCGCAUCCAGAUGAUCCUGCGUCUGCUCGGCCAGCAUCCCAACUACCGAGGAUUCUGGUCAAAACAUCGUCUGCACUUUUCCGCCAAUCCCUUGACCGCGCAGCUACCAUUCCGGUAA
Molecule: messenger RNA, 187 nt
Organism: Aphanomyces invadans
Lineage: Eukaryota; Oomycota; Saprolegniomycetes; Saprolegniales; Verrucalvaceae
Exons: 1
Source: RefSeq, a predicted model, not a curated record